AUGGAGCUCCGCCGUGACCAUCACUCCGCCCCCAGCACAGCGCCCGCUGUCCGCCCGAAGCGCAGACCGUCCACCGCUGCCGACGGCCCGCGCGUCAAACGUCGACGUGCUCUCUUGUCGACUGUAUCGUCAGCGUCUCCUACUGCGUCGACCACCGACGUCGAGCGUCGCUCGGCGGGAUCCGCGCGACAGCGUACAGCUGUUCCGCUACGUGCGGUGUCCCCUGCGCAAGCACGUUUUGACGCCGAAAAAAGUGCUUUUCAAAAAACGUCACGCCACCAAAACACCCUCCGCGGUGACAACCAACAGCCGCAGUCACUUUUUGGCCGACGUGCCGACCCAUCGGUGCAGAGUCCACUUUCUCGGAGUCGCGCCCUGGUGCAUGCAGACGCGUCGGUAGCAGCUGCAAGACACACUGCCCGUCCCGCGUCGAGGGCGCCAUGUCCGCCGUUGACUCAGUGCGACACUACGUCCGAUGAGCGACGUCCAAGUGGAUCGAAAAUGCUUUUUAUAAAAAGCAAAGGUGAUGUCGACAACCGCGAGGAUUGUCGGGCAUCUGUGGCGCACGCGACGACUCCAGAGAUGGUGGAAGGAGACGAUAUCUUACACACACUCUUGAGCGUGAGCACGCCACGUGUGACACGCCGAUUCCCAUCGGAAGACGCACUUACAGGCCGCGAGCGGAGAGACCGACAGGUGCUUCGUCAACGUCGACAGCGGUUGCAGCGUGAAUAUUCCUUCGUGAAGGAGGACAAAGAGACGGCACUUGGUGGGUGUCGAACAAGAGAUGCUCAUUUGGGCGGGACGUUGCUGCCGAGUCAAGAAGGAAGCGGAAGGAGGAAGAGAAGUGUCACGCCGAGUGCGUGGGUGCAAGAGACUCGAGAGUUGAGUAAACGUCAAAACAUGGACCACGACAUUGUCGAUGGAGGAGGGAAUGGCGUGGUUGGACGUCGUCUCCAUUUGGUUGGAGAGGAAGUGGAGACGGACGAGGAGUCGACUGAAAGCAAGAUUGAACGCCUGAGCAAGGUGAUGCCCAUGAACUGGCGGCACUUUUUCGUGUGGCUCGUGUCGGGUGCUGUGCUGCUCUGUGCGAUGGUUGUGGCUGUACCGUUUGUGAAGAGUGUGUUGAAAGCACCUUUGCCGUAUUGUGACAGUGAAUGGAGUGAGGUGGACGACGGCACUUUCGUGUUGGCUGAUCCGGCCGACGCUUUCGAUCGCUCGAAAGCGCUUCAGCCAUUUACCAGCACUGCUGCAAUGAAGACGCACGGCUCGGAACCCAUGUGUCAACCAUGUCCCGUGUACGGGAAUUGUCUCAAUGGCUCUAUCAUAUCGUGCGCUACGCCCUAUGAGUUGCAGCAUGGGUUGUGCAAGGAGAACUCGGAAGUGCAGGCAAGUCUCAAUCGACUCGCGUUCUAUAUACGGAAAGUUAUUGUCGACAAAGCUGCCAAGAGUGCGUGCGACAAUGUCUCGUUUUGGACCUUUCUACACUCCGACAGCAGCGCGCCGAAGCCUGCGCGUGAUGUUACGGCACCGGUCAAAGUGCUGCUUUCGGAUGUGCAGGCGCUUGUGGCUCAGUCGUCAUCGUUCGAAAAGACAGUGCCCGAUUUGUCCCGUGAUUACGUGUUCAAUCGUGCCUUAGACAUGGCCUUGCGUGACCUCGAGGAUGUUUCUGCCACCGAAGAUCAGACUCAGCUUAUGGUGGGCAAAAGAGUCGUUCCGUGGGCAUGCCGCGCCAAACGUCAACUGUACGAGCACACCGUGCUCAUUUUACUAGCUGUCGCAUUGGGGGCAGCACUAGUCUCUGGUUACCGGCAGUUUCUCCUGUACCGCACGAGGCGCCAACUCGUGGACCGAUUUGUCAGGGAGGUGCGCUUUCUCCUUUUGGACCGGACGCGCCACGCAGAUCAAUGCUACCCGGUCGAGAGUCUCCGCGACCACUUGUUUGGGAAACAAUCGCUGCAAGAUCGAGCAUGGCUUUGUAAGUCCGUCUGGCCGAAAGUUGUCGCUGCCGUGAAAAAGGACCCCCGAAUCAGCGCGCGGGCGAUGCGAGUGCAAGACAAAGACGUGACCGUCUGGGAAUGGGCUUCAUCGCCGUCGCGAACUCACAGGCGAGCUGGGAGUCAUCAAGGUCGUCGAUCGCGCAUGUCUAGACCACAUCAAGGAAGUAUUGGAAGCUCUGGACUGGCUCCACUCGGGCAACGCAAGAAGAAAAGUCGAAUGAGCCUUCCGUGA
Molecule: messenger RNA, 2232 nt
Organism: Hyaloperonospora brassicae
Lineage: Eukaryota; Oomycota; Peronosporomycetes; Peronosporales; Peronosporaceae
Source: the annotation of a GenBank genome assembly